AUGCUUUCUCUUUCACGUUCAAAGUCCUCCAAGUCCCUUCACGGAACGAAAUCGAAGACUAAAACUCCUAAGCAUACUCCCCUAUUCGAUGUGCGACUCAGCUGCGCGGAUCGCGACAUUCUUAUUUUGAAGGGUCCGCCUGAAGAGGCUCCGCCGGUGCUUUUGGCCGGUGUCGUCGUCUUGUCGGUGACUGAGCCUAUAAAUGUCAAAAAGCUUUCUCUACAAUUAUAUGCGACUCUUAAUAUGCACUGGGACGAGAAGUUCCAGAACAGCAAGGGCUCCGUCUUCACUAGGCCUUACCGCCAUUCUAGUGUCAUCUUUAAAUAUGAAUGGGAUCCGCUCAACUUGAAGAAUUUUUUGCUUCAGGGCGGAGCGGAUAACUAUGAUUCUACCACGGCUGCUCUUCAUGCCGCGGCCUCAUCUCUACCGGGAGUGAGUCCCACUGGUUCCCUUGGUGCCAGGUCUCCAUCACGGUCUCCUUACGGUUCAUACAGCUCUCUCGCAGGCUUUGUUAAUGGUCACCAGGCUGGCUCUAACGAUUCUUCUUCAUCUUCCUUGGCGUCUCUGAGUGCUGCAGCUGUCGCCACCGCAAACAUGCUCUCGGCCACUCAACCGGGCGAUGAUAGUACUCUUACUCUCGCGGGUAGCGGUCGCAAAGCUGGAACCUCCGCGGGAAAUUCUUCUGCUGCCGCCGCGGUCGAUGUUAAGACCGCGACUCCCAUGCGGAAGAACAAGUCGGCGUCCUCGUUGGUGGCUCUUUCAUUUGCAUCGCACGUCGAGCCGACAGUUCUUCCACCGGGAAAUUACGAGUUUCCCUUCAAAACCAUUUUACAGGGCGCCAUUCCUGAAUCAAUCGACAGCCUGAAAGGCUGCUCCUUGGUGUACAGGCUCCAAAGUAUCCUCGAACGCCGCCGAUUCUCAACGCCGAUCAUAACAAGGCGGCUUAUUCAUGUUGUGAGGACUUUGCCAUCCGAUUCAAGCGAGCUCACAGAGACUGUCGCAGUUGAUAACACCUGGCCGGGCAAAGUUGAUUAUUCUAUCAGCGUUCCGACUCGCGCAUUGGCCGUCGGCUCGACUUGCCGCGUGGAAAUCACAAUGGUUCCCCUCGCGAAGGGCCUCAAAUUGGGUAUCGUAAAGGUCAAGCUUGCCGAAUACUCAAAUCUAGUUUCUUCUGCUUCUUCACGGUCACAGGAGCGCCAUAUUGUGUCGAAAAUAAUUCCGAAAGUCACCAUCGAUCCCGCCACGGGACUCGAUGUGUGGUCCAACGAUACGCCACUCGACGUCGACGGAGUCUUUUACCGCGGCGACGGCAUCACUCUUUCCCAGGACCGCUGGGAAAUUAUGAUGCGGAUUCAGAUUCCCGCCUCGGCGGCGAAGAUAACCCAGGACUGCGACAUCAAAAAUUCCAUCAAGGUUCGCCAUAAAUUGAAGUUUUCCAUCGGACUAAUCAAUACGGACGGCCAUGUUUCUGAGUUGCGGGCAACUUUACCCGUCACUGUGUUUAUAUCGCCUUUCGUACCAAUUCAUGCUCAUGGAAUUAAGAGUUUUGAUGUCCCGCAAUCUUUGUCGGGAUAUGAAGAUGCUACCGUGUACCCCCCUGGUAAUGAUGAGCUCAUGUUUUCCAGGGACGCUUUGUCGGAGUCGCUGUCACAGGUGCGGACCAGUUUUUCGGGAAGCAAUUUGAGGUCAACGUCCGCGAUCAAUUCUGGCCCCAAUUCUGCCGCUAACUCUACCGCAAAUUUACCUUCAGCCGGUUUAGGUAGUUCUGUUAUCGGCUCUGUUGGCUCUCUGAGCGCCGCGUCUCUCGGAGGGUCCGUAACGGGAUCCCUUGCCGCAUCGUCUGUGGAAUCCCCAAUAGGCUCCACUACCGAUCUCAAUACCCAGGAUUUGAUGGCUCCGCCAAGUUACGAUCGUUAUGUGUAUGACCGUCUUUGUGAUGCAAAUGGAGCUCCUGAAGAGCCUACAGGGCCCGCCGCGCCAGCAACGCCCGCGGGGCAAAUAGGGCAGACGGGGCAAGCGGUUUCAGAAUUACCCGGAGAUUUCAACCCUGUAGCCGUAGAUCGUCAUUCUGCUACUCAGCUUGUUGCAAGUUUGGCCGCGCACAAUAACACCAAUUCGGAAGCUCGAGGUAGUGCUGCUGCCGCGGCGACAACAUCUUCCACCUCUGGAACCUUGCGGCGGCCUGUGUUUACUCUGGCAGAUGAGACGUCUUCCCCUGAUAUCCGCGUGGCUCCUGGAGUCGCGCCCACUGCGUCCUCCUCGAAGAUCAUUUCCGGCCCGGCAUUUGAGGGUGGAACGCAACUCGCGCUCAGCGCGUCGUCAUCGGGCGCUAAUCUCCCCGCACUGAUGUCGCCGCCUGCUACCACAUCUGUCCAGCAUCUUUCUAGAGCGACAUCUUUCAUGACCGAUGUCGCUUCUACACCGCACGUUUCAUCGGGAAGCACUUUAGGUUCAUCCAUCCCCGAAGAGCGGUGGGAUACAACAGAGCUUUCUAAAGUUCCGUCCUACGAGACUGCCAUUAUGUCGGAUGCAGUGACCGACGAACUCACCCCGGCAUAUGAACCGUCAGAAUACGACUCUCACUUUAAUUUGGACUUGUUGGAUUCGCGCCUAGAAAGUGCCGGCGGUGGGUUUUCUACCGCGAGUGCUGCCGCUGCCGUUCGAGCUCCGCAGCUUUCGCGAAUCCACUCCACCAACAGUGUUCCAUCUGUAAGAGGUCUUUCACCAAAGUUCGGCUCUUCUACAUCUCUCUUCUCUAAACAACUACAUAAGCUCCAUCGCAUGGAGUCUUCACCUCCCCUUGCUUAUCCGGCGGCUGCCCAUAAUCAUUCGUCUGAAGCUACUACGCCGACAACUGGGUCUACCGGGGCCAUCGACUCUACUGCGGCCACCGGGGACACCGGGAAAACCUCUUCGCGGCCCCCCGUUACUCCACUAGGCGGCCGUAGGAGUAAAUCUUCGUUGAGUUACAGAAUCUUCCAUAAGAUUUAG
Molecule: messenger RNA, 2991 nt
Organism: Brettanomyces nanus
Lineage: Eukaryota; Fungi; Ascomycota; Pichiomycetes; Pichiales; Pichiaceae
Exons: 1
Coding region: 1-2991 (996 amino acids)
Biological process (GO): ubiquitin-dependent endocytosis
Cellular component (GO): cytoplasm; cytosol; plasma membrane
Molecular function (GO): ubiquitin protein ligase binding; protein-macromolecule adaptor activity
Source: RefSeq, a predicted model, not a curated record